CCAGUGCCCAUACUUUGUAUGGCAGAGGCUUUUAGUACCAUUCUUUAAAUUAGGCACAUAACUACAUAAUCAUGGUAAAGCAUUUAGUCCUCACCAGCCUCUAGCUUUAUCCUAAAACCCUGAAUGUCUUGCAGCUUUCUUAAAAUUCUAGCUUCUCUUAAAAAUAAUUUUCCUGAUCCUAAGAUUAUUUUAACUGGAAAUAAUAGAAGACAUCUCAAAUUUUAACUAUGAUCAGAAAUACAGAUUAUACAAACUUUGUUUGCUGUGCUUUUUGUAAUAAAAUAAUUCCACCAGCUCCUUUUGGAGAAACCUUCAAACGAAUCCAUGAUUACAAGCCGUUCAAGACACGCUUUUACACUCAUAAAGAUAUACUGGAUAUUGGGGCAGAUAUUCUGAAUAAAGAAGAGAGGUAUCAAGAGAUCUCAUUCAAAGAAAGGAUUGUAAAAGCAGAAGCUAAAGUAUGGAAUCAGGCUAAUGAACUCCAAAAACAAGCAGUGGAUAAAGUAUUUGAAGAUCUAACUGCCAAACAUAAAUUUGAAAUUCAGGUUCUGGAAGAGAAACAUCAGAAAGAUUUACAGGACAUGGAAGCUAAAACCAAGACAGAAAUGUUUCGAAACAUGAAUGACGAAAUGAAGAGAGAAAACAUGGCUGCAGAACAACGCAUGGUGCACAGAAUCCAAAGAAUUAUGAUGGAGUGCCACAGGGAGAAGAUGGAGGCUGUGGAGAAAGCCAGGGAAGAAGAAAGACGGAUUGCUCAGGAUCUUUUAGAAGCCCAAAGAAGCAAGGCCAUGGAUGAACUCCUGAAUACUGGUGCAUCCAUCAUUAAGGACCAGAGGAUGAACUUUAACCAGAUAAUAAAAGAAAAGGAACAUGAAAUGAACAUCUACUAUGGCAUAGCUCAGAAACAAAAGCAAGAAGAGGCGCAGGAAGUGCUUCAGGAAGCUGAGAAAACACACCAGGCCACUCUUGGUAAUGUGAUGGAUAAGCUGGUUAACACUCAGGAGGAGCUGCUGUCCAUAGUAAACCAACUGGGAAUCAUGACAAACUGGAAAGAUUUUCUGGAGGAGGAACUACAGGAAACCAGAGCAGCAUUUCAAAAAUAUAUUGAUUUUACGUUUCCCCAGCUUUCACCAGGACAAGCCGAUUUUAUUAUGCCAGAAAGAAGGAAAACACCUUCCAAUCUCCUUAUGGACAAUGAAGCAACUCUUGAAUAGAGGUCUUUAGCUGAAAUGUCUCCAUAUAAACAGCAUUCAAAAGGCUUAAUAAAUUUAUUUAAAACCACUAUUAA
Molecule: messenger RNA, 1288 nt
Organism: Ictidomys tridecemlineatus (thirteen-lined ground squirrel)
Lineage: Eukaryota; Metazoa; Chordata; Mammalia; Rodentia; Sciuridae
Gene: C8H6orf163
Product: chromosome 8 C6orf163 homolog
Source: RefSeq, a predicted model, not a curated record